Suillus paluster is the source of this 614-nucleotide messenger RNA. RefSeq lists its product as uncharacterized. Bases 75 to 314 code for a protein of 79 amino acids. The transcript has 5 exons. The record is from RefSeq and is a predicted model, not a curated record. Lineage: Eukaryota; Fungi; Basidiomycota; Agaricomycetes; Boletales; Suillaceae.
CGGCCAUCCAGCUAGUGUCGCUUUAUACGUGAACGCCGUUCCUUUUACUACUGUCUCCAACGGACUGUACAGAUAUGUCCGAAGAUAACACCGAAGAUGUCAAACCAAAGUUGAGCCUGGUCAUCAACUACGAGGGUACCCAAAUCACUGUGAAGGUGAAGCACAACAUGCCAUUCCAGAAGAUAUUUGAUGCAGCAGAGAAACGAUUUGGAAAAGAAGCGGGGACGUUCAAGUUUACCUACGAUGGCAAAAGGUUACGGUCCCAAGACACGCCUGUAGAUGUGAGUGCUCUACUGGGCCCCGAGAACGGUUGACGCUCGUACGCUGACGCAUCAUCAGAUGGAGAUGGAAGAGGGGGAUAUCAUUGAUGCUCACUUAGAGCAGCUAGGAGGUGGCAGAAUCAUAUUUUAGCUGUGUAUAUCCCGAGGCUUCUGUAGGCCAUGCAACCGGAUAUUAUUCCUUUACUGUACCACUCUCACUAUCUACCGUUCCCCAUUAUAUCCCCUCCUCUUCGCCAAACGAAGUAUAUGGCUACUACUCCCGACUUGAAGUCAGUGAAGGAGAUUCUUCUCUCCCACGUGCAGGCGGAAUCAUCCUUUACACCCCACUGCUUC